AUGUUUUAUUAUCCAAAUGUGCUUCAGCGCCACACUGGCUGUUUCUCUACGAUUUGGUUGGCUGCCACUAAAGGCAUCAGGAUUAGCAGAAGAGAUUAUCUCAAGGUCAACAUCAGGAGAACAUGUGAGGACAUUGUGGAUUAUGUGAUGGUCCAGGUUCCUCCAGUCCACCCCAGUCUUCCUCGACCACGUUUCUCUCUUUAUCUUUCCUCUCAACUGCAGUAUGGUGUGGUCAUCGUCUACCAUCGACAAUGUGCUCUUCUGCUCGAGGAGAUUCAGCAGACCAUCGAGCAUUUGCUUCGCUCAGAGAGAAACUCUCGCAUUGACAUGCCCGACACUGAUAGGUUGGUCCUGAAUGUCCCUAACUCUCUUUUCCAGCUGGAGGAGAGCGAGUGGGCUCUAGAGCCAUUCUUUGGAGUGAUGGGGGUUGGUUGCGAGCUGCCUGCUCCCUGCAUGCUACCAGAGACUCGGGUGGUCAGGAAAGAUAUUACAGCACCUAAAGGUCUCAUUGCCCCUGCUGAAUCGAUCACCAUCAAAGACGCAUCUCUGUUGCCUGUGCUUCCAGCUGAGUUUGGUGGGGCAGAGUUACCUGAGGCCACAGCUCAAGAGAUCGACAUGCUAAUGGAGCAACAAGAUCCAUUCCAUCUUGGGGAUGAGGAAGAUAAGGAGAGAGAGAGGGCGACGGAGAUGGAGAAAUCUGCAGACAUGGAUGCUGCUAUGGUCUCUAUAGACCAAUUAAAGAACAGUGAGUGCAUCGCAGAUGAGGGGACAGGGCAUCCUAUGGAGGUCACAAUAGACAGGGUCGCUAUGGAAAUGACCCCUCCCCCAAUUACCCUGCCACCAACCACUGAAGCCAGUGAGAAAGAUGUAGAGCAAGAGAUGGGGCGCUCCUUUGAGACCGGCUCAGUUGCAGAACACGUGCCUCCGAAGAGACGAGGACGCAAACGCCAACUGAUCUUUGCUGAUCAACAGACACAGAUUUCCCAGGAUGCAAUGCGGCAACAACUUAACAACCCUCUGAUUGAAACUCAUUCUCUGUCUGACAUGCUUCUGAGUAUUCCUGCCUCCCGCAAGCCAUCCGCAGCGGUUCUACUUAGCACACCGUGUAACUUGCUCAUUCACCCUGACCUCCAGUCGCUAUGGAAAUGCUGCAGCGUUACACCCGCCCACCCCCGCCCCUCAAAGAAACGGCGAGCGGAGGACGAGAGCGAGCUGUCGGAAAUAGAGAAAGAACGAGGGAUGGAGUGGAUUAGAGAGUCUAGUAGGGAGGUGGUGAGAGAGUCUGGCGAAGCUGCACUUGUUCUUUCUGAGCUUUCAGCUGGUUCUGACGUGCCAUUGGAUGUGUCUAAAGGAGACAAGUCUCAGAGUGACCUCAUCACUCCCACCAGCAAAUGGUCCCCUAUAGAGGAGGCUCCCGAUAAAAUGGAGGUGAUUUUUGAGGAACAUAUUGAACUGCCACAGGGAGACGUUGAGCCUGAGAUAAGAGAUGUCAACACCUCUGACCUCCUCAGACUGAUUUUAGGCUUCAUGGAGCACUUUGAGAAGGUCUGCUUCCACUCACUGCUGCCCCCAGAGGCCGAGCGAAGCACUGCAGCUCAUCUGUUCUACAAAAUGCUGGAGCUGAUUUGUGCUCGGAAACUUUGUGUACAUCAGACGGAAGCGUUUGGAGACAUCAGCAUUACAAUGAACCACUGAAGAUACCGUAGAUGCAAACAUGCCUCAACAAACACAUAUAUAUAUAUAACUGUAUGCCCUUCAAAGAUCAACCGGUACUAUUGCAUUCUUUUGUAAUGUUUACAUUUGCUAACACACACACCGUUAUGCUUAAAAGUAUAAAACCAGUUCAGAAAUUUGUUUAAAUGCACACAGUUAUGCAUUUAAAUGCAUUAGUUAUCAUAAUAGAAAUAUAAGCAUAAUCAACUAGCAAUAUUUUCAUACAUCAUUACUGUUCAAUAAUGUAAUGAUAAUUAUUUGAUCUUUUUAUUUUAUCAAAUGUCCUGCAUUGCAGUUGUUUUUAAAGGAGCAAAUUGUGUUCUUUGUAGUGUCUAUACGGAUAUUACUGUUUUUAAUGUGUUUAUAAUUUUGUUGCUUCUGUUUUAAGUACAAGCACCUGUCUGUAAUUGUUUUUAACAUUUAUAUAAACUUGUUUUUAACUUAAACCUUAAAAAAAUUACUAAAAAAGAUUGUUAUGGGCUUUUAAAAUGUGUUAAAUGAAUGAGUGUCCAAAAAUGGCACAAUGCUAAUUGUAUUAUACUAAAAAUAUGAAUUUAUUCAAGAGUAAUGUUUUGUUACUGUAUAUCGUGUUACUGUAUAUGUUAUACAGUGUAAAGAAUGUCAGCAUUUGUGUUC
Molecule: messenger RNA, 2349 nt
Organism: Triplophysa rosa
Lineage: Eukaryota; Metazoa; Chordata; Actinopteri; Cypriniformes; Nemacheilidae
Gene: rec8b
Product: REC8 meiotic recombination protein b
Exons: 18
Coding region: 1-1695 (564 amino acids)
Biological process (GO): replication-born double-strand break repair via sister chromatid exchange; synaptonemal complex assembly; mitotic sister chromatid cohesion
Cellular component (GO): cohesin complex; synaptonemal complex
Molecular function (GO): protein binding; chromatin binding
Source: RefSeq, a predicted model, not a curated record